Mesocricetus auratus (golden hamster) is the source of this 2049-nucleotide messenger RNA. Its product is annotated as E3 ubiquitin-protein ligase RNF216-like. Gene Ontology annotation, molecular function: zinc ion binding. Lineage: Eukaryota; Metazoa; Chordata; Mammalia; Rodentia; Cricetidae. The record is from RefSeq and is a predicted model, not a curated record.
UUCCCAGAAAGUGAGUCUCUGGAAGUUGAGAACCAAUUGCCUGAAGAAUCAGAGACAAAUCUCUUAUCAAAUCCUGGAGAGACAGCUACUUCAGUUGAUGACCAGGUAAGUGAAGGAGACAACUUGCUUGACCACACAUCCUUCCAGGAUCUAAAUCCACAGCCUCAGGAAAGAACAAAUCAAGUUAUACCCCAAGAGACUCAUUCUGAAGCAGAAAUGGGCAAAAUGGUCUUGUGUCAUGAUGUCCCAAAGCCACAGCCACAGCAAGAAGGGAUUCCCAGUCCUGCUUCUCCUCAGCCAGCCCAUCCUCUGGGAGAACUUGAAGAUCAGCACUUAAUACUUGAUGAAGACCCUGCACCAGCUUUCCCCCUGCCAGGAACCCAGGAGGACAAUUUGAAAAGCACGUGGGGACAAGAAGCUGGUGAAAUAGAUCAUGAACUUGUUACAUUAUUACUGGAAGGAACAGAUGUAGCAAAUGCAUACGUUAAAGACAUCAUUCAUUUGAAGAAUUGCCAUGAUUGGAAUGUACUUCGUAAUUUUCUUAGGGAAAACCAACAGUAUCCAAAGAUAAAAGACCUAGUUAUUACCCAACCCAGUAGCAGCCUGCUUGCCACUCAGGGUGAUGUGAAGGUACCUAAAGUAGUUUUUGACUAUUCCAAACUGACUCCACUUGACAAGCCAUGCUUCCUCCAAGCUGCUGACCUCUUGAUGGCUGAAUUCAAGAUGCUCAGCAAUCAAGACAUCAAGUGGGCCCUCCAUGAGCUCAAAGGACACUAUGCAAUCACUCGAAAGGCCCUUUCUGAUGCUAUUGAAAAAUGGCAAAAGGAAUCAUCUGAACCCAGUGGAAAACAGAAAAAGAAGAAAGGAAUGAAUCAGUCUUUCAUAGAUUUCAAAUUUGAACAGGGCAACAUAAAAAUAGAAAGGAGGAUGUUCAUUUUGGAAAACAAGCGUCGACACUGUAGAUUCUAUGACCAGAAAGACCUCCUUCCAGCUGUGCAGCAAGAGCAGGAAUUCUAUGAGCAGAAAAUGAAAGAGAAGGCAGAGCGUGAAGACUGUUUGCUUGCCCUGCAGACGAAUACAGACCAGUAUGAAAAUUAUGGACAGCUGACUGAGUGUGUAUGCUGCUAUGGGGAGCUUGAAUUUGCGGAGCUGACACAGUGGUCCGAUGGUUACUUGUUGUGCAAAGAAUGUCUCAUCAGAUUUGCCCAAGGGGCAGAGUUGGUGUCUGGAAAGUCAGAACUCAGCUUCAUGGAACGCACCUGCACAUCUUUCUUCCCAACCAGUGAACUGGAGAAGGUGCUCCUCCCGAACAUCCUGUCCAACUACUAUGAAUGGAGAGCUGAAGAAGAAGUCACUGGAGCCUGUGCUGAUGAGCUCGUCAGGUGCCCCUCUUGUGGCUUCCCUGCUCUGUUGGACAAGGAUGUGAAGAGAUUCAGCUGCCCUAAUCCUCGCUGCCUGAAGGAGACCUGUAGGAAGUGUCAGGGACUCUGGAAAGAACAUUCUGGCCUCACCUGUGAAGAGCUGGCUGAAAAGGAUGACAUCAAGUACCGGACACCUAUUGAAGAAAAAUUGGCUACUGCUCGCAUUAGAAAAUGCCCCCAGUGUGGCACCAGCCUCAUCAAAUCCGAAGGCUGCAAGCACAUGUCUUGCUGCUGUGGUGCCCAUAUGUGCUACCUCUGUCGAGUUUCUAUGGAUGACCAUGACCAUUUCUGCCAGCAUCCCCUCUCUCCAGGAGCCUCCUGCCAGAAAUGUACCAUGUGCUCCCUCUGGACAGCCACUACUAAAGACGACGAAAAGCUGAUUAAGGAAAUUGAAAAGGAGGCUGAAGAGGAGCAGAGAAGGAAGAAGGGAGAAAACACAUUCAAAUGCAUCGGCCCUCCACUGGAGAAGACAGCCAAGAAAGUGGGAGCCCUGAGAGGCCUGCCCAACUUGGGUGUCAACUAUGACUUUGGAAACAUGCAUGAGCAAAUGGAUAGUGGUGAUGGUGAUGACAGUGAUGCUGAUCGUGGUGAUUAUUAUGAUGGACUUGAUGAUAUGUUUCUCUUUUGA